Molecule: messenger RNA, 366 nt
Organism: Pochonia chlamydosporia 170
Lineage: Eukaryota; Fungi; Ascomycota; Sordariomycetes; Hypocreales; Clavicipitaceae
Exons: 1
Coding region: 1-366 (121 amino acids)
Source: RefSeq, a predicted model, not a curated record
AUGAGUCCUCCUUGGUUUCGUAUUAAAAAGAACCAGACUCCCUCUCAAGCGAUUGUCUACAAUCUACACUACUUUUACCUUUUCUCAUCGCCCUCAAUACUGCAGUCGCUCAAAUUACCUGGCAUAGAGCUAUCCGCGAAAACGGCCACGCAUAAAUCUCAGCUUACAAGCCGCCGUCACAUAAACAUCGACAAACCAUGUGUUUCUGGGGCGAGCCCAACACCUCAUACUACUACAAGGAGGAAAUCAUCCCCUCUCGGCCGUACCGCCGCCACAGGCAUCACCACCAUUAUCAUCACUCACAUUCGCCGAGGGCGAGCUACACGAGCGUCAUGCGGGAGACGUACCGUACUAGCCCGCGGGUGA